Molecule: messenger RNA, 527 nt
Organism: Zingiber officinale
Lineage: Eukaryota; Viridiplantae; Streptophyta; Magnoliopsida; Zingiberales; Zingiberaceae
Product: transcription factor ILI6-like
Exons: 2
Coding region: 77-349 (90 amino acids)
Biological process (GO): regulation of DNA-templated transcription; regulation of growth
Molecular function (GO): protein dimerization activity
Source: RefSeq, a predicted model, not a curated record
UUCCUCCUCUUCUACAAUAACAAGUCUUAAACCUUGUCACUUGAGCUUCUAACUGGUCUUUCGACAGUAUCAAAAGAUGUCGAGCAGGAGAAACAGAGCGAGGCAAUCAGGCUCGUCCAGGAUCACGGAUGAACAGAUCAAUGAUCUGGUCUCCAAGCUGCAAUCCGUCCUCCCCGAGGCCGGCAUUCGCAGAAACGAUAGAGCAUCGGCAGCCAAGGUGCUGCAGGAAACCUGCAACUACAUCAGAAGCUUGCACCGGGAGGUCGAUGACUUGAGCGAGAGACUGUCGAAGCUGCUGGAAGAAAGCAGUAGCGAUCAAGCUGCCAUCAUUAGGAGCUUGCUCAUGUGAUGCUUCAGUGUCGAUCGACUCGCUCGCUAGCUCAACUUAAAGAAGAAUCUCUAGCUAUUCCAAUGCAUUCGCGUAAUUUUGCUAGUACUAGCUUUUGUGUUUUUAACUAGCUUGUACUCUCAAUUUUCUAUCUUGAAAUGCUUUUGUUGAAUCAAUGUUCAGACUGAAGGCAAGAAUA